Scophthalmus maximus (turbot) is the source of this 9141-nucleotide messenger RNA. RefSeq names its product matrix-remodeling-associated protein 5. The transcript has 17 exons. The record is from RefSeq and is a predicted model, not a curated record. Gene Ontology annotation, cellular component: extracellular region. NCBI's taxonomy places the organism in Eukaryota, Metazoa, Chordata, Actinopteri, Pleuronectiformes, Scophthalmidae. Gene Ontology annotation, molecular function: protein binding. The coding region runs from base 458 to 8029 and encodes 2523 amino acids.
UGUAAAAAGGGGAUGGAGAAGCUGCUGCAUUCCUGACCACACAGCUACAGAACGGGACGGGAGAGAGGGAAAGAAGUUGAUCUACAAUCCAGAUGCCUGUAGGACCAACAGAGGGUCAAACUGAUACACACACGCACACACACACACACACACGCACGCACGCGCACGCACAGAGCGCGCCGCCUCAUCCCCUCUCUCUUUUCAUAGACCUCGGGACCUCGGUGGCUUUACAAGUCAGCAAACAUCCAGAGGACCACGAACAUCAAGUGGAUACUUUUUUAAUGCCUGUUUUUUUUCCCUUGUAAAACUUUCCAGCGUGCAGUGGAAAAGCCAAAGGACUUGUUCUUGGGCGUUAUUUGGUUUCUUUAACCGUUUGUCCUUUUUAUCGUCCUACCCCUUCUGCACGAGUUGCCAGGUGCUUCUUUAAUGGCGUGAGCGGUCCGACUGCCGUCCCGUCAUGGCGCUGCGGUGGUGCGCCAACUUCUUCAGCAGGUUGGCUGCAGCGGGGUUUCCUCUGCUCCUCUCAUCGCUGCUGUGGCAAACGGUCUACCCUGCCCGCGCCGCCCCGUCUUGCCCCCGGACCUGUAGCUGCCCCGGCGUUAAGGAGGUCCACUGUACAUUCAGACACCUGACCACCGUACCCAAAACCUUUCCUAAAGACACAGAGAGGCUCAACCUGGGGUAUAACAGCCUGAUGGAGGUGGAGGGGUCAGAAUUCAGGUCACUACGGCAACUGGAAAUGCUCAUGUUGCAUGGCAACGACAUUAACACAGUCCACCCCGGGGCAUUUUACAGCCUAAGAUCACUACAGAUCUUGAAGCUGAGUUACAACAAGCUAACAUCAGUGAACCCUGGUCUGUUUGAGGGUCUUGUCGGUUUGAUCCGUCUCCAUCUGGACCAUAACCUGAUAGACUUUAUUGAGCCGUACUCCUUCUCUGGCCUGACCUCCCUAAAGCUACUGCAGCUUGAGGGGAACCUCCUCAAAGACAUCCACCCUCACACCUUCAUAACAGUGACACUACUGGGAAGCUUUUGGACCUCUGGACUCAAACACUUACACCUGUCAGACAAUCUGUUGGAGCAGCUCCCCGCCACUGCACUGAAGACUGCUCCGAGGCUGGAGCUCCUCUCGCUUCAUGGUAAUCCCUGGACCUGUGACUGUCAACUUCACUGGUUGGUAGAAUGGAGUUCCCAACAUGAAGGCGUUAUAAAGUGUAAGAAGGAACGUGGCUCCAAUGAGACUUGCCCCCAGUGUGCUUCUCCUCAACCCCUGAAUAGCACCCUCUUGUUAGGGUUAACUCCGGACAGGCUUACCUGUGAACGCCCAGCUCUUCGCUCCCCUCUCAAACAGUGGGACAACCCAGUGUGGGCCGAAUCUGAAACAGAGCCUGACUUCCCGUACACCAGGGACUUUGAAAAAUCUUUGGGCUACCUGUCUUUUGUUCUCUCUGACAGCCAUGGGAAUCAAGCUCAUGUGGCAUGCAAUGUGCGCCACCCUGGAGACAGUUUACCUAUGUCUUGGACUGUAAAUCCAGAUUCACCUGGGGAGUUAUCUGUCAAUGUAUCACUAGUGACUGUGCUUGAGUGUGAGAUUGAUCGGGAGGCAUUGCAAAAUCUAUGGCAGCUGGUCGCAUAUUACUAUGAAAGCCCUGCUAUCUUGGAAAGAGGUCAACAGAGAGGAAAUACAAGCAGAGUAACUUAUCAGUAUUCACAAGCUGUAAAUGAAAAUUCCCCAUAUUUCACAGAAUUAAAAGGACAUCUGGUAGCAGAACCCUCAUGGCUGCUUCAGCCCAGAGUCACUUUGAAGCUCAAUAGACAGCAGACAACGACCAAGAAACUGGUGAUGGAUUUCACCACUUUAAUUUCCAAGCAUGUCAACAGUCGUAGAGGGCAGGAAGAUGACAAUGACUUAACUUCUUCCUGGGCACUGAUUCGGAGAGGGACAGUGGGUCGGGUUCAGACAGCUCUCGAGGGUUCAAAGGUUAAUUUGGAGUGCAGUGUCAUCACUUCAAAUCCAGAGUUGAAAGUUGAAUGGAUGCUUCCAGAUUUGACAAUUGUGGAAGAUGCCAACGAUAAGACAGAAGUUUCUGAAAGAGGAGAACUUGUGAUUUUGAAUUCAACAUUGUCUGACUCGGGCCUCUACCACUGUAUGGUCAGAACCAAAGCUGGUGUGGAUCUGAUGCCUUUGAGGCUCACAAUUAAAGAACUCUCGCUUGGCCCCACUGCUUUCAACGGUCAGAAAAUUGUAGUUGAAAGGGGACAUUCUUUAGCUCUUCCUUGUGACGUGGCCUCAGUUCAGCCAUAUCAAACUAUGUGGUACCUACCCAAAAAUGUAAUUCUACUCCCCACACAACAGACAAGACGAGCGGAAGUGAUGGAAAAUGGGACUUUGGUAGUAAGGAAGCUGACACAAGAAGAUGCAGGGGAGUACAGCUGCUUAACCUCAAAUCUGUAUGGAGUCGACAUGCUAUCACUCAUGGUGGAAGUCAAUGAAAAAAAGGGCUCUAAAAAGUCUAAAGUACAGACAGAAAGAGAGCAGCAGCGCUUACCAACUGCCGUGGAGGAAGCAGAGGGUUCAGGGGGAUAUUACCAGGAAAUUAUACGUCCUUUUGCUACGCAGUUUCCAAAGAGUGUGGGGACACAACAAAGGAACCCUAAUGGGGUUUCCAAAAGGAUAAGAAUUAAAGAUUCAAAAAGAAAACCCAAUAAAUCAGUUAAGGAAUUAGAUCCUAAUCGUUGGGCAGAGAUAUUGGCAAAAGCCAAUGCUAAACCUAGUGUUAGUCUGCCUACAGAGCCGUCACUUGAAGAGCCCAGUACUAUUACAGUCAAAACAAGUCCACUCAAACCUACCACAACCACUCCCACUACUACUACACUAAUUACAUCUACUACUACAAACAACUUACCCCAUACUUCUACCCCUCUGGAUAUUACAGUACAGGCAACCUUAUUUCCAGUGAACACAAAAAUAAAGUCAGAGGCUCAUUCUGAAAAAGACAAAACAGAUGAUAUAGGUAAAGACUCUGAAACACUAGAAAGUCUACCAGCACCUCCCACAACUAUGGAACCAUCCCUGCAUCAUGUUAGUGGAAUUACAGAAAUGCUUAAAUCUAUCACAGACUAUCCUGUUAUUGGAACCUCGCAGCCAGUUGAUCAGUCUGAAAAUAAGCAUUUUGGAGAGGGGAGAAGGAACUACAACUUUGUUCCUGGUCGGUCAAACAGGAGAAGGCCUCCUUAUAGACGUAGAAAGCCCCCAAUGAGAAGAGUCCAUCCGCACUUAAACCCCUUCAAUCAUCCAUUUAACAAGCCCCAGACAACUGUUCUCCCAACAACAUCCACCACACCACCAACAACUACAACAACAACAACUACAACUACUACCACUACUACCACUACUACUACUACUCCUACUCCAACUACUACUACUCCUACUACCACAACAGCACCUUUUACAACCACAGUGGUAAACAAUGAAAACUUAUCUGCUGAGUAUCAGACAGAGGAAGAUGAAGGUGAAUACUAUGAAGAAUAUACUUACAAGGACAGUGAUAGUGUGGAUGCCAAGGACGAUUUAAACAGUGAAACUCUUCAUACCACACUUGAAAAUAGCCUUACCACAUUUCCAACAGAUACAGAAAAAGUUCCUGAUGUAAGUCGCACUUCAGGCAGACAUGAUUUACCUAAUCCAAAGACAAUUGUUACUUCAAAGACAGACAGUACCCCUCAUCCAACUGAAAGGACUGUCCAUGAAAAGGAGACAUUUUCUGUCAACCUAGAGAAAUCUGAGAGUUCGAAGUUUGAGAUAAGAACACAAACUGAACAAAAUGGCAAAGACAGCAAAAAUCCUGCAGGAGGGAGUGAGAAGGAUGGAAUAACAGCAAUGGAACAGCAAGAAAAACACAAAACAGCCAUAGACGGCAGUGACAGAGAGACAGAAAAAUCUAAAAAGGAGUCGGUUACACAGAGCUACAAUACACCGGAUAGCAUCCGCUUAACGACACAAAAUAGACCAAGACCUAACACUCAACCUUCACUCACGCAAAAUACAACACAAGCAAGAACUUCAUCUUCCGAGGUCAUUACUUCACAUUCAACCAGAGGGAGAGCAAGAGAAGAAGUCACACAGGCUGAAGGUAAAGAGGUAAACAAGCCAAGAGUAAAGCCUGAGAUCCACAGUUCCCCAGUCAUGGAGCCUAUUCACCCCUGGCUCCAUCCGAACAACCAGGGACGAGGGCAAACUACCACUUCCAGGACGACGCACACAAAUCAAGAUAGAAAUAUAGGAAGACAGGGCGAGGUAAAUCUGGGCAGACAUCCCCAGCCUCCCAGAGUCGCCCCAACCUCCCACUGGCCUUCACUCUAUCAUCAUCAUCAUUACUACCCGCUCUACCCUUCCUGGCCAGGUCAAAGGCCAUUUCCUCAUCCAAGGCAAGGUCCUGGGUCACACACUGUGCCCACCCAGCGACCCUGGUCUCUCCCCCACCCCUGGGCUAAAAACCAAAUUGUCACCAACAGACCAGAAAUCACAGCUGGAACAGUCAGACCCAAAACUACAACCCUUGCCACAAUAGGAAAGCCCCAGUUUAAUCGGCAUCAAAAUCAUCACGUGGAUGGCAGGACCAAAACCAUAGAUCAACUGCUUUUAUUGAGGCUGAGGAACAGAUACAGACAGGCACAGCUUGAUCGCAUUGCUCAACUAGGAAGGAUGGUGACAUCCAAACCUCGCACCAGCUACUAUAAUCCCCCAUCACCAGUUGCACCUAAACCCAACCCUCCAUCUCUGCACAGACCCUACACCCCCAAGCCACCAGCAGCCACUGAUUCUUACUCUCACAAGCUGCAACGUCCAAACCCUGCUAAACCGUCAUCAUCAUCUUUCUCUGGUUUCAUCCCAACCCCUCGUCCUUACCACCCCACCACCCCUGGGGUUCUGCAUGGAAGUGGGUGGCCUGUUGGAGGACGAAUCAGCUCUCGUCGACCAACAGCUGCCCCACCUUUUCCAUGGAUGUUGGAGGCUGGAAGUAGUGGGAUGAAGCCACGCAUCACCACAGUAGCUUCAGCUAGUGUAUCUGUACUUGCAGAGAGUGAUGUCUUCCUGCCCUGCAAAGCAAAGGGGCAUCCUGACCCUACCAUAGCAUGGACCAAAGUCUCCACAGGUGCCACAAUCCCAGCCAACACCAAGCACGGUCCCCGUUUUGAAGUUUUCAAGAAUGGAACUUUUGUGAUUAAAAACAUCCAGCUUCAGGAUCGAGGCCAGUACCUCUGCACAGCCCAGAACCGGUUCGGAUCAGAUCGCAUGGUCACUACCUUAGCUGUCCAGACUGAGGCACCCAAGAUCCAACCACCAAAGUCCACAGAGAUUGCAGUCUACUUGGGGAAAGGUAUGACUCUUGACUGCCUUGCCUCUGGAAAACCACCUGCCCAAGUUUCCUGGAUUCUGCCGGACAGGACAUUUGUCCGUGAAGUUGGCAGUGUUCAAACUCUUCUCUCUCCAAUGUCUCUGCUUCAAAAUGGAACCCUUCAAAUAAUUUCUGCCAAUUUCUCCAACAAAGGGGACUACAAAUGUAUAGCAAGUAAUGCAGCAGGUGCUGAUACAAUCACGUAUCAUCUCCACGUGGCAGCUCUGCCUCCAAGCAUUGGAGAAGGUGCAAUGGAUACUGUUAUCAUUCAGCCAGGCAGGAGUGUGUACAUCCACUGCUCUGUGAAAGGCGAACCGAUGCCUGCUCUGAAAUGGAUGCUCCCAGCAGGCGUCCAUGUGAAGCCAUCACAGUUUCUGGGACGCAGGCUCUUUGUUUUCCCUAAUGGGACACUGCUUGUGAAGAAUGUUUUACCGUCUGAUGGUGGAAGGCACGAUUGUGUCGCCACUAACACUGUCGGAGUCGCCAGAAGGACUGUCCAGUUGGAAGUGAGGGAAGAUACUCCUUCCUUCUUCCACCAGCCACCUCCUCCUCCUCCUCUUCCCAUUCCCCCAACACACCGCCAUGCUGUGCCAUCCCGCCAACACUCUGUCUCUGCUAUGUAUGGUUCUGCGGUCUACCUCCACUGUCCAGAGUCCACCGGAUCCACAAGAGGGACGAUCUGGCAACUGCCCUCAAAGUCCAUUCUGGAGCAUCGAUACAGUCCGGAGAGACCAGUUAAAGUCUUUCGUAAUGGGACUCUGAGGAUUCUUCAGCUAACAGAGCUAGACGGUGGAAAUUAUCUGUGUGUCUUUCAGCGGCCAAAUGGGGAGGACAUGGAGCUCUUCCGGAUGGAGGUGUUAAUGACUGCUCCCAGAAUCGAACAAGUGAGAACUGUGCAGACCAGGGUCACCUUUGGAGAAAACUUCCAGGUGGACUGUGUUGCAACAGGCCUCCCUGAUCCAGAGGUUUCCUGGGGUCUUCCAGAUGGAACUUUAAUCAACAAUGCCCUUCAGUCAGAUGACAGUGGCGUUCGCAACCGCCGCUACGUUAUCUUUGGCAAUGGAACUUUAGUUCUCCAGCAGAUGGGCAAAAAAGACGAGGGUGACUACACUUGUUAUGCCAAGAACAAACUGGGAAAAGAUGAAAGAAAGGUCAACGUCAAAGUGGGACCAAAUGCUCCAAAGAUUAGUUUGAAAUCACAGUCUUUGGUGACGGCUAAAUUGGGAGAAUCUGUUAAAUUGAGUUGCCAGGCAACAGGUGAACCUAUACCGAGGAUCAUGUGGAUCUCACCACGUAAUGAUGUGAUACCUGUGUCAUCGGACAAAUUCCACAUCAUGGACAAUGGGACGUUAGUGUUGAAAAGGGUGAGACUUGCUGAUGAAGGCAAAUAUGCAUGCGUGGCACGGAAUUCUGCUGGUGAUGAUGUUAAAAACAUGAACCUUGAAGUUGAGCCCCAAGAACCUUUUAUCAAUGGCAUAAAGGGAAAGAGUGCCUCAAAGGUUUUGGGUGUUUCCUACCAAACAGUGCUUCUGGAUUGCAGAGUGGAAGGGAAACCUGAACCAGGAGUCUGGUGGGUUACCCCUUAUGGCCACUCACUCACAACACCCUACCUUGGUGGUCGCUUCCAAGUACACCGAAACGGGAGCUUGGAGCUGAGAGGGGUUAGGAAAACAGAUGAAGGGAGGUACACGUGUUUAGCUAAAAACCAUCUUGGCGAAGCCUCACUUUUGGUAGAACUGGAUGUGGCAUCCCUAGCUGAGAAACCUAGCUUUGCUGUUCCCAAUAUUGAAAUCAUACCAAUCAAACAAGACGGUGGGCAACUGUUCCUGGAGUGUCCUGCUCGCGGCAAGCCAACCCCGGAAUUUGCAUGGGUGCUACCCAACGGAACGUUGUUGAUGCCUGGUGUUAGACUUCAACGCUUCACCCAUUAUUUGGGUAAUGGAACUCUACGGAUCUCUCAAGCGGUUGCAACUGAUAAGGGAGUGUACCGGUGCCUUGCAAAAAAUGUGGCAGGACAAGCAGAAAAACAUUAUGCACUGGAAGCAGGCAGGAAGCCAGUGAUCAGGGGAUCUACAGGUGGGAUAAAGAUCACGUAUGGCCUUAAUCUCAAUUUGCCUUGUACUGUUGAUGGCUGGCCUCAGGCAUCAAUCACAUGGACUCUACCCAACGGCCUUGUUUUGGACAAACCUCAAACCGUUGGCCGGGUGUCUUUUUUUGCCAACGGGACCAUCCAGGUCAGGCAGGUCGCCACCUUUGACAAAGGAACAUACAUCUGUAAAGCCUUCAACUCUUUUGGCUCAUCAACACUAUCCUACCCAGUUGCGGUGAUGGUUUUCCCACCACGUAUCACCAAUAUGCUGACCUCAAUUACGAGAGUAAACCGGGGUGCACCAGUGACAUUAAACUGUGUUGCGACUGGUAUUCCCACGCCCAGUGUUUCAUGGACGUUGCCUGGACGCACAACGCUGGUUCCACAUAACCGGUUCACAGUGCAGGGAGGGAUCCAUAUGACAGAAGAUGGCAGUCUGGUCAUACAGAAUCCUGUGCUGAUGAACUCUGGCAUUUACAAAUGCAACGCGAAAAACGCACUCGGAACAGACUUCAAAUCUACAUACCUACAAGUAGUCUGAGUGAGCAUUACAGCUGGGAUGAUCUCAUAGCAGAAUUACAAGUGAAUGAGGAUUCUUCCUGCAAGAUUUUGAUAUACUGUACAGGAUGAAGAUCCUAUGGAGACAGACUCAAAGCUCCCGUACUGCAGGUGGUUUGAGUUGCAAAGCAGUUUCCACUGAACAAAGAAGCUACAAACUUUGACUUCCCAGUGAACACUGACCUUUUUAUAACUGAGAUUUUAAGUUUUUAAAUGAUGUAGAAGUCUUCAUUCAUCAACAAACAAUAAUGGAGGUGGUGAGUCAUAAUUCCCACUUGUGGCUAUUCAACUCAAGUGCCAUAUUUUAUGAACUUUUACCGAGCAGUGGCGCUUAUCUAUGAGGAGACAAACCCCCUAUUAAUGCAUUAUACUGGACAGUAUGUAUCAAUGUCAUUUGUUCAUGUUCAUAGUUGUGGGAAGGAGUAUCUCAAAUGACCUAUGUUCUAACAGCUGUUAGCAGGUAAGAGACACGAAUACAAAACAAAAAUGCACAUAAAAACAUAUGUAAGUAUAUAAUUUAUGAGUAACAAAUACAACGUAUUGUUUUUUAUUAUCUGUCAAUUGCCUUGUGUUUGCUGUGCUAACACAAAAAAAGCAUGGAGUAUUAAUCUUCUUUGUAGUUUAUGAUGACAUUUCCUAUGAAAUUCAUUCCAUCAGACUUGCUGUGAUCUGAUUCGCUCGCAGCUCAUUUCUGAAAGUUCAUCAACUUGAACCCAAAUUCACACUGGUGACAACAGCAAGCCGUCCUGACAGUGCUGACCUUUGAGGUAUUGGAGAGCUGAGGAGACCAGAAUAGCGGGAGCUAUAUAACUUAUUAGCUUCAUUCCUCUAUUCAUUUCUAUUCAACCUCCUCUCUCAGACUUUUUACUGCUCCGCAACAGAGCCAUGGUUUACAUGCAGUAAUGAGACGAGAGACAAAAACAUCGUUUAAAUUAAUCGUAUGAACUUUCCGUUAGCGACUGAGCUGGUCUGAGAUUUAAACAAAUCUUUACGGCGCCAGGCUUGUUAAACCAAAUGUUUCAUGGAGAAUUAAUUUUGUAGUAUGAUCAGACCUUGUGUAAUAAAAGGGAAUUUGUGCCAGAUGUCUCAAGUAAA